UAAGUCAGUGAGCUCAGAGAGCUGAGAGUUGAGCUGAAAGGAUUUGGGGCUGGGUUGUAUAAUACAUAUCAUGAGCAAGCUGAAAUCAUGAGGAAGUUGGUCAUGGGGAGAGUUUCAGAGAGAGGCAGAGAUACCUAAAAGAAGAGCAGAGAAAGUGAUGCCUUAGAGAUUCCUAACGGGGUAUUGAUUCCAGACCAUGUGUGCUCUUGUCAUUUCAAGAUUCCAUGGAUCUGCAUGUCUCUGACUGAAUCAGCUUUGACAAGCAAACCAGUCUAUUUUCUUUGCCUUAUAUCAGUCCCCACAAGUUCCAGCUGCACCAGAGACUGUGAGAGGGUUUUUGGGUCAGUCGGUGACCUUGCCCUGUAAGUACUCAUCCUGGUCUGAAAACAGCAACAGCAUGUGCUGGGGCAAGGGCCCGUGUCCCAAAUCCAAGUGCAACAAUGAGCUUCUCCACACUGAUGGGAUGACGGUGUUGUCCAGGAAGUCAUCAAAAUAUGAACUUCAGGGCAAUAUCCGACAAGGCAAUGUCUCCUUGACCAUCUUGAACACCAACGAAGGUGACAACAGUGUAUACUGCUGCCGCAUAGAGGUCCCUGGCUGGUUCAAUGACGUGAAAAAGAACAUUCGCCUGCAGCUGAGGAGAGCUCCAACAACCAAGCGCCCAACAACCACUACUGCCAUGACGACAACCAUAGCUGUGCUUCCAACAACAGCUGUGACUACACCUGAACUCACAACCAGAACACCACUUCAGACUACCCUCACAGCUGUGGCAACCACAUGCCCCCCAACAAUAUCAACCUUUCUUCCUGAAGCAACCCUGGUUCUUGAGACCACUGAGCCUUCAAUGGGAGCACCCACCUUCACUACAGAAUCAGAAAGUUUCUUUCUCUCCAGUGACUCUGAGAGAAGCACCGAGGUGACCUCUGGAAACAUUGCCUUGCUUACAUCCAGAGAAUCUGAAGGUUGGGGUCUCCAGUCAACAUCCCAGACAUCAAUGUGGGAAAUGAGUGAGUCAGUGACUUUUCUUCAGCCAAGAGAAUCUGAGACAGCAAUGGUUGUGCAGAAUGAAGCUCAAUCAGAAGAGGUAAAAAUGGUCAUCAACCCUGACCUGCUAAUGAUCAUUGCUCCCUCCGUGGGAUUUGUGCUGUUGGUGUUGCUUGUGGCAUUUUUCCUUCGAGGGAAAGUCAUGAAAACCAAUUGUUUCCAGAAACACACAAGGCUUGACAAUGUUGGAGAGUGUAAAAACACCUCUGAAGAUAUGCAGCAAGGAGGGGAAGUUGAAGAUGGUCUUUUCACACUCUAACGGGCCACCUUUUCUUAGGAUUGAGGAUGGGGGCAUCAUGUGGGAAUUGUCAAAAUAAGUCCUAGAAUGUUUUGUUUUUAAAGCCCCAUCUAUUCCAUUGGUGUCAUCCAUUCAGUCUCGCAUUAAUUUCACAAGUGCAAGGUAUUUUAGAGACCAAACCUUCCCUGCCAGGUGCUUUAAUCUCCUCUGUAGCAUCAGGCUAAGGGAUCUUCCAGACUAUGCUUGAAUAAUUUCAGUGAUGGUGAGCUCACUACCACACCUAAAGGAGAUCAUUCAAUCUCAGGGCAGUUCUGAGACAGAAAUAUUUAAAACAAAGCUGUCUCCAGAAAGCACCUGCCUGGCAGUCCUAGUUGAAUUUACUGUGUUUACCCAGAACAUGUAUAAUCUCUCUCCUCUCUGGCAGCGCUCCAGAUAUUGGAAGGAGAGCUUCAUGUCUCUCCAAAGUACCUUGCUCCUGGGACAUGAUUUCUAGUCCCUUCUCUACUCUAGUUGCCUUUGCCUUGUAUGCAUUUGUAUCUCUCUCUUUAUGCCCAGCUUACGGAGUUCAGUGCCCCACUCCAGGUAUGGUAUGAGCAGCCCUGGGUCUCAUCAAUAAUUCAGGAAGUAAUGUGGAACCACACCAUAAUUUCGGCUCACCCCCUGUUUUGUUUUGUUUUUUUAAAGAGAAGAUUCUCCCUUAAGGAGUGCUCUGCAGUGGUGGGUGUGUGGUCGCACAGAGUCAGGAGUUUCCUGCAACAGGAGGCAAAGGUCCAGGUGGAGGUGGUUGUCAGAGACCUCAUUUAAGCUGGAAUUUCCCUGGACUCGUACAGCAACUUCCAAGCUGCCUCCCAAUCUAUACCCCUUCCCUUCUCGAUUGGUUCUCCAUGCUGUGGCAGAGAUAUCCUUUUCUAAAUACAGAUCGUAGAUUCCUG
This is a messenger RNA of Panthera uncia (snow leopard), 2217 nucleotides long. RefSeq names its product T cell immunoglobulin and mucin domain containing 4 (gene TIMD4). The transcript is spliced from 10 exons. Bases 398 to 1306 code for a protein of 302 amino acids. NCBI's taxonomy places the organism in Eukaryota, Metazoa, Chordata, Mammalia, Carnivora, Felidae. The record is from RefSeq and is a predicted model, not a curated record.